AUGGGGACACGCACACCCGACCUCAUCUCAUGCAACAGUGCCAACAACAGCGGACACACCAGCGGCCACAACCAACGGUACAAAGACAUGCUGUUUCUAUCUGUAGCACGCGAUAGAGACGGACUGAGUGAGAGUGAUGUCAGUGCACGCUCCAGUACGUAUGGUGUGGUGGAGGGGCCGUACAGCACACACGCGUCUCGACAGGCGUACCACAAAGAACUGCUGCAGCUGGUCAUGAGCAACAAACCAAAGAGAGAGGCGCUGGUCACUCUGGCCAUGGGCUGUCACGAUCAGGCGUUGCGACGGGCUAUUCCCAAGUGUAGUAUGGUGCAGUUUCUGGUGCUGCACUCGCGCGGUCGUGACUACCGCCGCCUGUCGGUGGAGAGUUGGUUCGAAGGCUUUGAUCAGUCCGCACUGCACAUUGUAUACAAACCUCUGAG
Molecule: messenger RNA, 440 nt
Organism: Sphaeroforma arctica JP610
Lineage: Eukaryota; Ichthyosporea; Ichthyophonida
Exons: 2
Source: RefSeq, a predicted model, not a curated record